Paramecium pentaurelia is the source of this 742-nucleotide messenger RNA. The record is from the annotation of a GenBank genome assembly. Lineage: Eukaryota; Ciliophora; Oligohymenophorea; Peniculida; Parameciidae.
AAUGUCCACUUCGGCGAACAAAUCCAAAGCAUUUGCUAAAUUCAAAAUUGUAUUUAUUGGCAAUCAAGCUGUUGGUAAGACAUCAAUCAUUGCUCGAUUUGUAUAUGAACAAAUCCCUUCAUCACAUCAAGUAUCAAACAAAUUGUGAUAAUAGCCUACUAUUGGAAUCGACUUUCUUUCAAAAUGCAUUUAGGUAGACAAUAAAACAGUAAGAUUGUAAUUAUGGGAUACUGCUGGCUAGGAACGUUUUAGAUCGUUGAUUCCAUCUUAUAUAAGGGAUUCUCAUGCUGCUGUACUUUGUUAUGAUGUUUCAAGUAUUAUUUAAAUUUAUGCUUUUAGAUACCUAGUCAUUUGCAGAUAUAAAAUCAUGGCUUGAGUAUGUAAGAGAAGAAAGAGGAUCUGAUGUAUUGGGUGUACUCAUUGCAAAUAAAAUUGAUAUUGAAGAAAGGUUAAGUAUUAAUUAAUUUAAGAGUUGUAACAACAGAAGAAGGUGAAAAAUUCGCAAAAGAACAAGAAUUACUCUAUUAUGAAGUCUCAGCUAAGGAGGGAACCAACGUUUAAUCAACUUUUAAGAAUCUUGCCUUGAAACUCUUUGGUCCAAUCCAAGAUGUUGAUUAGCCAACUACUUUAAGUUAAUAAGAUUCUAAUUAAGUUCCUUAAUCCACUAUUGAUGGCAAAAUUUAAUUAAACAAAUAAAGCCAACAAAACCCUUAAACAGAUUAAUAGAAAUGUCAAUGUUGAU